UCCUGCAUAUUUACCUUGCACUCAAACUUUAGUUACCGACGAGGCGACGGCCUGCCAUCGCAAGAAUGAAAGUAUCAUGCACAGUGAUAAAUUUUUACUUGUAACUUACUUGUGUUUUAAUCGUGACGUAUGAUGAGUGAAGAUAUAGAUUACAAGACGUGUGAGAUACAAGGCUGGCUGCGCAAGGUGGAUCCGGUUGUUGACAAGAACGGACCUGUUUGCCCGAACACUGUUUUCUUGCCAAUAGAAAAACCGUUCACUUUCGGGAGGUCUGGCAGCGGAGUUAGUAUCCAACUUGUCUCUAGGAAGACACCUCUAAUGAUAUCAAGGAAGCAUGCAACUAUUGGGUUUAGGGAUGGGAAGUGGAUGAUAACAGACCACGAAAGUUUAAAUGGAGUGUUUGUGAAUGGGAUAAAGAUCAAAGCAAAUGAUCCUUUUCCAUUGUUUUGUGGCGAUAAGGUUGCAUUUGGAAUUGCUGUAGGCAAUAGCAAGACUCCAGAAUUUGAGUAUAUUUUCCAAGAGGUUCCACAAGACUACAAGCUUAAAAGAGGCAGGCAAAAUGUUGAAAAUGAUGAUGUUGAUUGUAAAAGACGCUGUGAAAGUGAUACAUGGCCAACAAAUUCCCACUCAGAAACAGAUACUCAAUCUGCUUUUGAAGAGCAAAUACAAGUGCAAGAAAGUAAGAUAACAGAAUUGACAAAGGAGCUUCUAAACAGGGAACAAGCACAUCAAGACCUAGCUUUAACGCUUGAAAAGAAAGAGCAAGAUCUGGAAGAGAAGUUAGAAAAACAAAGGAAAGAGCUUGAAAAUGAAAAACUUGAAGCAGAAAAAAAGUUGCAAGAACUUUUAGAGAACCAAUUGAAAGAGAAAGAGAAAAUGUUGAAGGAAAAAUUUGAAGAAAAAUUGAAGUCUCUUGAAACUGAAAGGGAUCUUGUUGAAAAAAAAUUGCAUAAAGAAUUGAAUGACAAAUUAACUCAAAAGGAUGAGACAUAUAAAGAGGAAUUAGAGAAGCAGAGAGAAGCUCUUAAUAAUAUUCUUAGUGAAAUGCAAAUGGAGAGAAAUAAUCGAGAAACAGAAAUGCAGAAGAAUCAGAAGUUGCUUGAUAAUUUAAAAAAUGCUGAAGAGAAUGAAAAACAACUAGGAAAUUGUUUAGAAGAGCUUCGAAGACAAAUACAAGCAAAAGAUCAGGAUUUACUUAGGCAGGAAGAAAUAACCAAAAAGGCAGAAGAGGAUGGAAAGCGGUUGGUAUUACAGCAAAUGGAGGAUGAGUUCACGUGCAUGGUUUGUCAUGAGUUGUUUGUGCAUGCAGUAACACUUACGUGUGCCCAUUCAUUUUGUGAAAUGUGUCUGAGAUCAUGGAUGAAGAAAAAGAAAGAAUGCCCUGUUUGCAGGGGAAGAAUUACUGGAAGAGCAGUCAAAUCUGUUGUCCUUGAUAGUGCAAUAAGUAAAAUGAUUGAGAAUGCAGAUAUUGAAACCAAGCAAAACAGAGAACGACUAAUAUCUCAGAGAAUUGCACUUAGAGAGGCAGAAAAAGCCAAAGGAUUUGAUAAGUUGCUUGUCACUGAUGUGGAUCCGCAGCCACUGAGAGGAGUGGAUAACCAAGGAUUCGUUCGUAUUUGGAAUAAUAGACCAGCCCAAGAGGAAGGUCACAGGUUUACUGAGUUUGUACCCGGUGCUCAUACUCAUGAAGUUUUUUCAAACAGGAUUCCGCAUGUGAGUAGCUCUGUGCAUGGCAACAAUUUUGCAAGACAAGGAAACCAUGGGCCAACCGGUAGAAACACAGCUGAUGAUCAGAGAGGCAACACAAAUCGAAGUACUCACAGAGGGGACCAGUACACUGGUGGCAGCCGUGGUCGUGAUGCACGACGACCAACCAACGAUGGACGCAGAAACGGAGGACAGCCACCACAGCAGUCAAGGGUCUGGAAUGGAAAUUGCUAUCUUUGCGGUAACCGUGGACAUUACGCUAGAAAUUGCUACCUCAGCAGCCGUUGAAAUGGAGGCUUUGCCAAAAGUAACAUUUCACACUGUAUAUUAUUGUGAAUUUGACUACUGUUCAUUUACGUUUUAGAAAAUUUAAAUACAUUUGUUGAUAUUAGAAUGAAUAAUUUGGUCACCCUGUAAUUUUGUUUAUUGCCACCGUCGUAUUUGAGUUCAAAUAUACAAAGCAUGGGAAUAGCUGUUUCUGUGCUAUAGGUUCCCUAAGUUUUUCUAGAACUUCCCGUGGAAAUUCAUGCAACUUUAGGUCAGGCAAAUAGCUAGAAUUUCUUGAAAGAAUUAUUGAGUACCUAAAGGCAAGCACAAAUUGUUUUCAAAUAAAAGAAACUUUUAAGGAAUUUCUGACAACAGAACACGUCCCAACCUGUUUCCUAGCCUAUCCCCCCCCCACCCUUCAGUAGUUUAGAAUUUUUCAGUGGUGUUGCAAGACAGUAGAUUCCAAAAAGUUGUUUCUUGGUAACUUCAUACCAGGUAUGUAACGUUUUGUUAGUAGAUACAACAACUUAAUUAUAUAGUCGUUUUGUUGUAGAAAAUGUUGACUGUAUUGGUCCAUGUUCCUUGUAUUUUAUGCAACUGGUUAGUUGAAAUUAUUCAAGUGUUAGGCCUCUUGUCCCUUUGUUAAAGAACGCUUCUGAUGCUUCUUACCUAACAACCCCUCCUUCUAGUUUAUUCCUGUCACUUCUUUUGUUAACAAUGUGAUUUAUAAAUGGCAUGAUGAAAGCAUGUCCCUCUAAAAAGUAUCUCCUCCUAGACCAAUUAAGCAAAGUUCUGGGCAUGUUCCUCUUCUCCAGUUUUAGUCCACUCUAACAUAACUGCUCUGUAGAAGCAGUACCAGGGGGGGGUAUGGAAGAGGGGUUACUACCCCCCUUCCACUUUGUCAAAACAUGGUUAACAUAAUUGUUCUAGAAAAUUGAUAAAAAUGCAUUAGGUAGGGAAAGUUAGAUUAUAUUUUGCCUAAGCAAAAUAUACUCGGUAUCAAGCAUUGAAACGAUACAAAAUGGGUGUGGUCUCAUGGGUUGCAUCCAUUACUCAUCCACUCCGGGGUAGAUGGCAUUGCUACUGCAUUCUCUGUUGCUCCUUUUUCAAGAAUGCUCACCAUCUGAACAAACCAUAGAUUCCCUAAGGUGUCCUGCAAUAUAUUUUGUAUCUACUCUGAAAAAAUCACAGAAAAUUGUCAAAGUAGAAGUAAAUAAUUCUUCAGCUGCAAGUUGUUAAUCUUUGAAGAAAGUAGCAAGAAGCAGCUAACCAAAAAUGUUGCAGCAUCAUUGUUCAAUGUUUUUUGUAACAGUUGUUUCUCAGAGUUUAGAUAUCAAUAUUGAAUGUUUUGAAUAAUCAUGUACUCUAUAGCAAUUGCCUUUCUCCUUUAUAAAAAACUGGCUGUAUAUUGUGUUUAUGGUUUUUCAGCGAAAACAAAUAUAGAAAUGUUAAAUAUGCACUUGUUAUUAACAAAUUUGGGAAAAACAUAAUUUUUUUCUUUUUGUCAUUCUUUUUAAAAGGAGACCAAUUGCUGUUUUAGUCUUCAUUUGCAUUUGUUAAUUGAGAAUGUGGUAUUUGAAAUGUGGAAAAAUUAAUUCCCUCGCAUUGCUAAAAAGGUUGCCUUGGAAAUAUUUUGCAGGUCUCACUCAGGGCACCAAUGCAAAUACUUAAUAACAUCUGAUAAUGACAAAAAUUUCAAUUUCUUGUGUCAAAUUACCAAACAGGUGUAUUACCAAUAAUUUUUUUUGAAGGAAAGGACCAAUAAACAUUUUUAUGAAAAAAGUCUUUAGAUAUGCUAGGUAAGGUAAUA
Molecule: messenger RNA, 3784 nt
Organism: Rhopilema esculentum
Lineage: Eukaryota; Metazoa; Cnidaria; Scyphozoa; Rhizostomeae; Rhizostomatidae
Source: RefSeq, a predicted model, not a curated record